GUGGCCAGAUGAAUCACUCGUCUGUUGUAGUUCUUUUUUCACUCUCAGGUUUCAAUGCAACAACCAGCUAUACAGUCGCAUUAUUCUCUCUUACUCUACUAUGUUAUUGUCUUAUUUUACUGGUAAAUGUUGCUCUCAUUUUAACUAUAAUCUUCCAUCAGAACCUGCAUGAACCCAUGUACUUUAUUGUGUGCAACCUGUGUAUUAAUGCGCUUUAUGGGACUACAGGCUUUUACCCUAAGUUUAUGUAUGACCUGUUAUCUGGAGCUUAUGUCAUAACGUACGCAGGAUGCUUCCUACAAAUAUAUGUUGUUUAUUCUUAUGCAAUGGUUGACUACUCAGUUUUGGCACUGAUGGCUUAUGACAGAUACGUGGCUAUUUGCAGACCGCUGACCUACCACUCUGUGAUGACUCGGCAGAGGACUGUUGCUUUAGUUUGUUUGUGUUGGAUGGUUCCUCUGUGGUGUGAGCUGCUGGUCGUCGGCCUCACAUCAGUGCUCAAGCUGUGCGGUUCCCACAUCGACAAGCUUUACUGCGAGAACUGGUCCGUUGUUAAACUUUCUUGUGGUUCGACAAAAGUAAACGACGUAGUUGGACUCAUUGUUAUUGCGUUUUAUUUGGUUCAUGUUCUCUACAUCGGCUGCUCAUACGUCCAGCUUGUAAAGUCGGCCCUGAGCUCCAAAGAGGGCAGAGGAAAGUUUAUCCAGACCUGCGUGCCACAUCUCAUGUGUCUGUUCAACGUCAGCACUGCUUUGCUCUUUGACCUCAUGUACUCCAGGUACGGAUCGACAUCUGUGCCGCAGGGUUUAAGAAACUUCAUGGCCGUGCAAUUUCUCAUAAUUCCACCAGUUGUGAACCCAGUUAUUUAUGGGCUGAUCCUCACAAAAAUUAGGAGGAGGAUGAUGCUUUUGUGUACUUUGAUAUACCAACGAUUCAAACUAAAAGGGAUUGUCUGAAACAUGUUUCUCUUGCACCUCCAAUGAA
Xiphophorus couchianus (Monterrey platyfish) is the source of this 984-nucleotide messenger RNA. Its product is annotated as olfactory receptor 52J3-like. NCBI's taxonomy places the organism in Eukaryota, Metazoa, Chordata, Actinopteri, Cyprinodontiformes, Poeciliidae. The record is from RefSeq and is a predicted model, not a curated record. Bases 9 to 956 code for a protein of 315 amino acids. The transcript has a single exon. Gene Ontology annotation, cellular component: membrane. Gene Ontology annotation, molecular function: odorant binding; G protein-coupled receptor activity; olfactory receptor activity. Gene Ontology annotation, biological process: G protein-coupled receptor signaling pathway; detection of chemical stimulus involved in sensory perception of smell.